CAGGAACACACCUCUCUUUCUCUCUCUCGCUCGGUCACUCACUCUCUAAGGAACGGUUUUGCUCUCUCAUUCUCUCUCUCUCUCUCUCUCUCUCUCUCUCUCUCUCUUGCCCUUUCUUGUCCCUCUGUCUUUACCUAGUUCUUUUACGGUUCUAUAAGUAAAUAAGGAAGAAAAACCAGUAGAAAUGGGCUGGUUAUUCGCCUUUAGUGGAAGCAAAACAAAAAAUACAAAGAUAACUAGUAAAAUGAGAUAAAAGAAAGUGUUAUUUGAAAAGCUCUACUCGUCAUACGUGAAACAAAACUGACUACUGAACGAAAUUACGUGAAAAAACAAUAAGACAAUGUUCCAAAAAGUCAGAAUUCUUCAACUGUUGCAAAAAAGUUUCGACAUCAACUCGGUGCUGAAGAAAAAUGCGCCUCUGUUUGAAAAGCGACGAGGUGUGACACAGGACACCAUUAACAGUACCAAGACCAGUGAGGAUGAGGGCAAAGAUGACGAUGCUGGUGGCGAGAAGAAGCGAGGAGGUGAGGAGAAGGAAGAGAGGGAAGACAAGGGCAGGGGGAGCUGUGUGGUGACGACGCUGGUGGGAGGCGUGCCAGAGGAGCAGCACCUGAUGGAACACCACCACAACCUCAUGUACGGUGGCUCCUCCCUCGCAGCCUUCGUCAAGAGGAGGAGGAAAGAGAAGGAACUCAUCAAGCGAUUCGAGGAGGUGGAGUCUUGGGUGAACGAACGAGACCCCAAACUGGCCAGGGACUUGUACAUCCUAAGGGAGGCACACAAGGCUUACGAGAUGACAUGGUGCAGGAUCAAGUACCACCCCAGCCUUCUCAAGAGGAAGGAGGAGGAGGAGGGGGAGGAGGAGGGGGUGAUUAUUGAGGAGGAGAAAGAGGAGGAGGAGGAGGAGGAGGACGAAGGGCAGGAGGAUAUCGAGCGUCUUGUUGCCCCGAGUCCUGAUCUGUCAAUGGGCAUCAAACCCCCAAGAAUACCACCACGAAUCAACAUCCUCUGGCGAGUUCGACUGAGCGCGGCUGAGAAGGAGAGACAAGAGAGGCGAAGAAGACUCAUGGAAGUUCGCGAGGAGCUAAAGGGAAGAGUUUCCUUGGCGUCUAUGAAUGGCAGUGUUAGAGGCGGUUUGGGGAGCCUCAGAGCGGGUUCCUUCGUCUCCCUGGCCAGACAAUACCAGCCACGACCUGUAGGCCUAUCCUCCCUCACCCCCCUGGAGGCCGCCCUAGAUGAAGAAACAGGCCUCUCUCACUCCAGACGCUCCUUCCUCCCUGUGCGGAAAAACUCCUCCUCCUCUUUCCUCCCUCCUCCUUCCUACUCGGCACUCAAGAGGUCGGGAAGGAUAAAGGUGACGGAAUACAACACGAGCAAAAAGUCUCUCGCCUCUACCUUCCUUGGAAAUAAGACGUAUCCGAAGAAAGUUACGAAAGUGAAGCCGUUCAGAUUCCAAGAAGCAGGACGGAAGAGGAAACAUAUCUGCACCGUCCACCACUUCUAACUCCAACAAACCACAGCACACUGCCAAUAACACCACAAUUCACCACUACCCACACACAGAUACAUAGAAUUAACGCCAUAAUGUCACCACAUACUACAUAUCACCACCAUAACCACAAUAUACCAUUAUCCACAAACUACCACGACUCACAGCCACACAUUACGAACGUCACAAAUUCACCACCAACCACACAACACCACUAACCACACACCAUCACUCAAACACCAUCGUGAACACCAUAAUUCACCACAGCAACCAAGAUUAACCAUACGUCUCUCCUUUCCACGGACCUAAGGAAGCACACGUGUGGUAGAAGACUCUCUCUCUCUCUCUCUCUCUCUCUCCGCCAAUAUGGAUGUCUAAUAAAGAUAAUAAUGGUCAUAAUAAACUAAUUACAACGAAACAUCUUGGACUCUUAUUUACUUGUCCCCAAUGUGACCGUGACCCAGUGAGGAUCUUGGAUAGAGUUAAGAGUACGAAGAGGUGGAACAGGAGAGGUGAAGACUAAAGACUGACUUGCUGGGACUUCCCGAUUGCCACAUUUUUCUCACUCCCAUGUUCAGAAAUGCUUUACUCCCUCACCACGACUGUUUUC
Portunus trituberculatus (swimming crab) is the source of this 2099-nucleotide messenger RNA. RefSeq lists its product as uncharacterized. The record is from RefSeq and is a predicted model, not a curated record. Lineage: Eukaryota; Metazoa; Arthropoda; Malacostraca; Decapoda; Portunidae. Bases 341 to 1504 code for a protein of 387 amino acids. The transcript has 7 exons.